AUGCACACGGCCGUGGAGAUGGGGCUGGCGCAGGCCGGCGACCAGCCGGGCAUGGGCCUGGUGCUGGAGCACCUGGCGGCCCUGCUCCAGGACAAUGAUCGCCUGCGGCAGGAGCUGGCCACCAUGUCGGCCAGCCACCGGGACGAGCUGGCGGCCCUGUUGCGGGAGUUCAAUGCCCUGCAGGGGGCCUUCGAUCAGCGCCUGGCCGAGCGCCUGGCCGAGGAGGUGUCCCAGUAUGUGGACGAGUCGCGGCAGGUGGUGUUCAACAUGGCCCGCGAGCGGGCCAGCGAGAAUCUGUCCCGCAUUGCCGGGUCCAUUCGGGCGCGGCUCAACCGCACGGAUCUGGCCCUGGCCGAGGUGACCAGCCGUCAGCAGCAGCUGGAGGCCCUGUCCGGGCAUCUGGUGGCGGAGGUCCGCUCGCUGGGUGCCAUCCGCGAUGUGGGGCUCUAUGCGAAGCGCGCGCGCCAGGCCCUGCUGGAUGGCGACACGGCGACCCUGCACCGGUCGCUGGUGAAGCUGCGCGGUGUGGUGUCCGCGGCCGCGGCUCGGAAGCCCGGUCACUGGAUCGCCGCCGAUGCGGCCCUCAACGCCAUCCCGGAGGCCGAGCUCCUCCGGACGGACAUCCCUUCGCGUGUGGCCUUGACCGAGGAGUUCCACGACAUGGCCGUGCAGGCUAACCGCGCCGCCUUGGCCGGCCCCUUCGCCGGUGUCUUCGUUCAUGCCUUCUCCUGGCUGGCGUCCUUCGUCCUGCCGAUUGGCUCCUCCUCUCCCUAUUCACACACGCCGGUGGUGGCCCGGGCCGAUGGCGGGGCGGAUGCCUGCCUGUCCACCGUCCCGGAGGGGGUUCGGCAGAAGCUCCUCCGGGCGCAGGCCGCCCUGGCGGCGGGGGAUUUCUCGGCCGCCGUGCGCCUGGUUCGCAGCCUGGCCCAUGCGUCCUUCCCCAACCAGGGUCCGGCCGAGGAGCCGGCGGAGAACGCGGAGCCGGCCAUCGACCCGGUGACCGGUCUGCCGGAGUCCACGGGCAACUACCCGCCUGGCUGGUCGUCGCGCAUCGCGGCCGACUGGCUCCGCCGCGCGGAGCUCUUCGCCUCGGUGGAGGUGGCCCUGCGCGCCAUUGAGGCCGAUGCCCAGAUCGAGUAUCUCCUCGCCACGGCGGUGGUGGUUCCGCCGGCCGAGGCCCUGGUCCAGUAG
Messenger RNA from Fonticula alba, 1191 nucleotides. RefSeq lists its product as hypothetical. The record is from RefSeq and is a predicted model, not a curated record. The transcript is spliced from 2 exons. The coding region runs from base 1 to 1191 and encodes 396 amino acids. Lineage: Eukaryota; Rotosphaerida; Fonticulaceae.